Messenger RNA from Lentinula edodes (shiitake mushroom), 2640 nucleotides. RefSeq lists its product as uncharacterized. Lineage: Eukaryota; Fungi; Basidiomycota; Agaricomycetes; Agaricales; Omphalotaceae. Bases 1 to 2640 code for a protein of 879 amino acids. The record is from RefSeq and is a predicted model, not a curated record. Gene Ontology annotation, biological process: transmembrane transport. Gene Ontology annotation, molecular function: transmembrane transporter activity. The transcript has 7 exons.
AUGGCACCACCUUCAGGCGGCGUCCUUGGUGCUCUGCUGACUUUGUACAACGCUCAAAACGAUACAGCAUCAGAUUCGAUUCCGCCGUCUGGUGCCUCUAGUCCGACAAUCCAAGACGAACCUACCUCGAAUGGUAGAGAACGCAAAGAGCCUCGUCGCGCAAGGCCGAAUAGAGCUGUCUUUGACGAGACAUCCAAAAUAGAAUUGGAACCUCCACUGCUCCAUUUAAAAUAUUCCCCUUCUCGACUGGAGGUUAUUGAUACUGAUGAGGCUCGAUCAAUACCUCAAACGCAACGACUCGACGACAACAAUGAUCUCGACCAGACCAUAUCCUCUCCCACAUUUCCUUCAUUAUCUAGUUCGCCCACUGAUGAAUUUCGAGCAAACGCCAUGUCCAAACGAGGCGUUACGUCGACUGCUCGUAAACUUCUUCGAAUGCACACUCAACGCCCCCCACAGGCUAGAAAUGCUGGUGGUGUAUUUGGUUCGCUGAUUGCCAGUACUGGAAACAUCACUGGAGCAGCUGCCCCGACGCCGAGUACUCUUGCUCCCAACGUUGACCGUCCUGGGUUCAAUCUUACCAGGUAUGGGUACAAAGACGACCAUCUGGAAAAUAAAGCCGCUGUGAAUCCUUCGCCUUCAAUCCGAGGACAUCAUCCUGGAGCCAAGUCACUCGGCCAUGUCGAGCUAGAUAACGGUCCCUCGUUUGACGGAUCUACACUGGCGAGAAUUUCAACUGCUCCUGCAGAGUCGGGUCCUGGCCUGGCCGUCAGCGAUUCUUUCUUUACUUCAAGUUCAAAUGCACACUCUGAAUCUGCGUCUCCCAGUACUGCAUCUGCCAAUGCUUUUGCUGAUCAAUAUCCCCACCUCAUGGCCCGCACACCUGUAUCGGCUUAUAUUCCUGCUCCAACCGAUUAUUUCAGUCCUCAACACGGAUCAUCAGAGCUUACUCCUGGUCCGUUGCCUCUCUUCCAAGGCGAGAGAGAUAUGCAUCCGAAACCUUUGCUCUCAACUAGGCUGGAGCCAACUACACCUGGAGGCACGCCGAUCUCAUCCAUCGCCAAACGAGCGAAGUGGACAGGUGUAUUGAAAGACUUUCCUGGGACGACUGGAAUACACCUGCCGUACACCAGAUCAGGUAAAAGCACACCCGCCACACCAGGGAGUAUAACCACAAGCGAGAGAGAUUGGUAUGAUAGUGUUUAUUCGGAGAAGGAGAAUCGAGAGGAACGGGAGAAGAGAGAAAAAAGGGAACGAGACAAGAAAGAGAGGAAAAAGAGGAAAAAGGCGGAGUUGUUCAUCACUCGUCAUGUUGCACAGAUUAUACAACGACAAGAAUUCAUUUGCAAGCUCGCACGGUCGAUGAUGAUGUUUGGCGGACCGGCUCAUCGCUUGACAUCUCAGAUUCAGGCUACUGCUCGAGUCCUAGAUAUCGAACUUUCAUGCAUGUAUCUUCCCGACGUUAUGCUCAUCUCCUUCGAAGAUUCGAGCACGGGGACCAGUUUAAUCAAGUUCAUCAAGCAAGGUAGCGUCUUGAACAUAGGCAAGCUUGGCGAAGGGUAUAUGAUCUAUUGGAAGGUCAUACAUGACGAUCUUUCUGUCUCCGACGCCUCCGCCGCCCUUGACAAACUUAUGCGUCGACCUCCUCAAUACAAGUGGUGGCAUCUUAUGCUUACGGGUGGUUUCUGCUCCGCAGCAAUCUGUACAGUCUCCUUCGCCGGCUCCUUCAUUGAUUCUGUUGCAGUCUUUCCGCUUGGAGCUAUCCUUGUCGGCAUCCAACUACUCAGCGUGCGUAACGAGCUUUACAGCAACGUGUUCGAGAUUACCAUCGCGACUGUGUUCUCGUUCAUCUGCGGUGGUCUUGCCGCAACAAAGAGGAUUUGCUACAGUGCGACUGCGUCCUCUUCAAUCGUCCUUAUCUUGCCUGGAUUCAUAGUUCUGUGUGGUGGAUUAGAGAUCUUAUCACGGAACAUUAUAGCCGGGAGCGUGCGGUUAUGUUAUGCGGUCGUUUAUUGUCUCUUUCUAGGUUUCGGGCUUGCCAUCGGAGCGGAGGCAUACCAAACGAUUGUUCAAACACCAAUCGCGAAUUUGAGUGAUACAACGUGUGCCCUUACGCAUAAUGCGGAAGGACCGUGGUGGCAGCGAACGCCUUCUAAAUUCUGGGCUUUUUUAACAGUCCCCCUGUACUCGUUAGUCCUGAGCAUGAGAAAUCAUCAGCCGCUGCUUUGCAAAGAGAUGCUCAUUUGUGUGAUAAUAUCAUGCAUAGGAUGGGUUGUCACCUUCUUUGUUGGUCAGCACUUCCAAAAUCAGGCCGAUUUUGCCUCUGCUGUAGGUGCCUUCGCAAUCGGAAUGAUAUCCAAUCUGGCAGGGAGAUUCCUAAAUGGUAACGCAUUCACUAUUAUGCUCACCGGUAUUCUGUUUCAAGUACCUUCCGGUCUCGGAAAUAAUGGCCUGCUUGUCUUCGUUUCGCAGCAAACGGACGACUCAGGAACCGAUUCCGAGGCGUAUCUAUCUGGCUUCCAAACAUCAUUACAGCUGAUAUCAGUCGCAAUCGGACUCACUAUCGGUUUGGGUAUUGCCUUGUUCCUAUCGCAUCCUAUUCCCAGUCGCAGAAGGGCUGGAGGCGUUUUCAGUCUUUGA